Molecule: messenger RNA, 1137 nt
Organism: Gekko japonicus
Lineage: Eukaryota; Metazoa; Chordata; Lepidosauria; Squamata; Gekkonidae
Gene: TLCD1
Product: TLC domain containing 1
Exons: 4
Coding region: 70-861 (263 amino acids)
Biological process (GO): phospholipid homeostasis; regulation of membrane lipid distribution; plasma membrane organization
Cellular component (GO): plasma membrane
Source: RefSeq, a predicted model, not a curated record
GGCCCUGCCAGAGCGCACGUGGCCGGCCGAGGCGCGUCCGGAGAGGAAGGCGCCCCCUCCGGCCCCGCCAUGGGCCCGUGGCUGCGAUCGGCCGGGCUGGUGGCGGGCUCCACGCUGCUCUUCGGGGCGCUCCGCUGGGGGCUCGGCCGCUGCCCGUUGCCGGCUCACGUGCGCCGCGACGCCACCCGUAUCUGGCGCUGGAGGAACCUCCUCGUCUCCUUCGUCCACUCCAUCGUGGCGGGGAUCUGGGCCGUGGCCGGGGUUUGGCAGAUGCCCGAGAUCUUCUCAGAUAUCGUUGACACAGCCCCGCCUUCUGGACGUCUGCUCCUCUGCUUCGCUUCAGGUUAUUUCAUCCAUGAUUCCCUUGACAUCAUCCUCUGCCGGCAGUCCUGUGCCUCUUGGGAGUACUUGGUUCAUCAUGCAAUGGCCGUCACGGGCUUGUUCUCAGGGAUUUUGCUGAACGGGGGCAGGGCUGAUCUCGCUCUUCGUGGAGGUGAGCAACAUCUUCCUGACCAUCCGGAUGAUGAUGCGGCUGGGCAACCUGCCAUUCCCCACCCUCUACCAGGUCAACAAGUAUGCCAACCUGGUUGUGUACUUUCUCUUCCGCCUGGCACCCCAGGCCUACCUGAGCUGGUACUUUGCGCGGUUCGUGGAGGUGCGCGGGCAGGGAGCUUUCCUCAUGUUCAACCUGGUGCUCCUCGACAUCAUGAUCCUGGUGUACUUCUCACGCCUGCUGCGCUCCGACUUCUGCCCGCAAACGCAGCAGCAGGGGCCCGACAGCGAGAAGAAGUUCCUCAUAGACUGAGCGUGCCCCGGAACCUCUGGCGGUGGAGGGGUAGAGCGCAUUGGCCCUGGCCUUGAACCCGAACUCUUGUCACCCAUGUGCCUUAACUGCUGUAGACUCUGUAUUGACCGUGCUGCUCCUGAAGUCGCUUCCUUCCCUGUUGGCCAGUUGAGGGGGUGGGCAGGAAGAUCCAGCUGGAUAGGUCUGAACCUCGGACAGAGCCUUCUGCCCUCUGGAAAGAACUGGAACAUGAAGGCUGGUCUGUGCACAGAAGGGAUCGAAGAAGGGAGGGGGGGUUAGUCUUCCAUGUUUGCUGUUGUAGGGGUUGUUUUCCUCAUUAAAGUCUGUUUGCA